AUGGAAUCCAAAGAUUAUAAAAUCAAUAAAGACAUCAAAAAAAAUGCUAAGCGAAAUUCUUCAAGCCAUGAUAAUAAAAAAGAUAAUAAAAGUAAAAUUAUAAGAAUUAUAAAAUCAUUAAUCAAUUAAUACUUUUAAACAAAUAAAUAAAUAUAUAGAGAAGGAGCGUAAAUUUUGUUCUCACUCUCGAUCACAUUAAAAAAAUAAACAUAAUCAUAAAUAUAGUAAAAUUAGAGAUUUAAAUUAUUAAAGAAGUUCUUCUUAUAAAAAAAUAAACACAAAAAGACUGAAAGUAAAUAUGAAAAUCAUAAGUGUUAUUGUAGAUAUGAAUAUAGGAAAAAAAAUUAAGAUUUUGAAGAUAGUAGGAAAAGAAGAAGAAGUUCAGAUUCAACGGAUAGAAAAUAAAAAUAAAAGUAAAAUUUUUAAUAUCAUAAAAGCAAUUAUUAAAUUAUAAAAAAAAGUAAUCAUUAAAGUGAUAAAUAUUAAAAGAGCAAAGAAAUAAGAAAUCGCAAAAUAAGUAAAAGUGAAAAAACUUAAUAAAAAUAAAAUAGUGAUAAAAAAAGUUAAUCAUUAACAAAUAAAGAUUCAACUUCAUCUUUAAAUUUCAUAUAAAGUGAUUCAAAAGAUCGUUCAAAAGAUGCAGGUCAUUAUAAAUAUUAUAUAGGAGAGAAAUUCCACGAAAAUCGUUAUAUAGUAACAAAGCAUUUAUCAGACGGUACUUUCGGAAGGGUUUUAGAAGUAAAAGAUACACAUAAUAAUAAUUAAUUAAUGGCACUAAAAAUAAUACGUGCCGUAGAAAGAUAUGUAGAAUCAGCCGAAACAGAAGCAGAAAUAAUAUUCAAAUUAUCAAAUGCAGAUAAAAAGAAUGAAUAUAAUUUUUUGAAAUUAGAUUAAGUUUUUUCACAUAAAAAAAAUUAUUGUAUGGUUUUCGAAAAAUUAGAUUUCGGAGGUGCUACCUUUUAACAUGAACACCAUUCAAGUACAAUAAAUACUAGAUAAUAUAGAUCUCCAGAAGUAAUAUUAUAAUGCUGUAAAUGGAACGAAAGUAGUGAUAUUUGGUCUAUUGGAUGUAUUAUUAUUGAAUUAUAUUCUGGUAAACUCUAUUUUUCUACACAUGAUAAUUAUGAGCAUAUUGCUAUGAUUGAAAAAGUUUGUGGUAAUAUCCCAUAAUGGAUGGCUAAUGAUUGUAAAUAAGAGAAACUAAAGGAUAAUUUUCAAAUUAGUGAUACUUAUUUUUUAGCUAAGAGAUCUUUUUUUGAUUGGCCGGAAAACGCUACAAAGGAAAAUAUUGAAAGUGUUCAAGGAUUAAAACACUUUAAUUAAAUUAUCAAAAAUGAACAUCAUGAACUUAUUGAUUUAAUCUAAAAAUGUCUUUAAAAUGAUCCUAAUAAAAGAAUAAGUUGCGCUGAAGCCUUAAAUCAUGAAUUUUUUAGAAAAUUAUAUUGA
This is a messenger RNA of Ichthyophthirius multifiliis, 1446 nucleotides long. RefSeq lists its product as hypothetical. The transcript has 3 exons. The record is from RefSeq and is a predicted model, not a curated record. Gene Ontology annotation, biological process: protein phosphorylation. NCBI's taxonomy places the organism in Eukaryota, Ciliophora, Oligohymenophorea, Hymenostomatida. Gene Ontology annotation, cellular component: nucleus. Gene Ontology annotation, molecular function: protein kinase activity; ATP binding.